Dunckerocampus dactyliophorus (ringed pipefish) is the source of this 4174-nucleotide messenger RNA. RefSeq names its product LanC antibiotic synthetase component C-like 1 (bacterial) (gene lancl1). The transcript has 10 exons. The record is from RefSeq and is a predicted model, not a curated record. Gene Ontology annotation, biological process: carbohydrate metabolic process; peptide modification. Bases 310 to 1527 code for a protein of 405 amino acids. NCBI's taxonomy places the organism in Eukaryota, Metazoa, Chordata, Actinopteri, Syngnathiformes, Syngnathidae. Gene Ontology annotation, cellular component: plasma membrane.
GUAUUUUAAUAGAUGUCUAUGGUACGCGUGUUCUUUAGCGCUUACGUUAGUAAGUUCAAUAAAAUCCCUUCGAGCACCAGUUCCGGACCGCAAUUUCACCCGGCCUGGGCCGCUAGAAUUUUAUUUCCUUUACUUACUUUAAUUUGUAUGAAAAUAUUGGCGCUGCGACGUUUCUUUUACGUGUGGUACUCGUUUCUCACCAAUCGGGGCAGAAGAGUACCGCAAAGCUCCAAUUGUUCUGACAACUAGAAGCGAGGAAGAGUACACAUAAACAUCAACAUUGCUGCAUCCGUCGCGACUGCAAGAGAAAUGGACACCCGAGCCUUGAAGAAUCACUAUCCUGACUACAAUGGGAGCCCUGAGCUGACGCAGUCGCUGUUUGACUCCCACGGCAAGCUGACGUCCGAGUUUUCCCAGCGGCUGAGGAGCAAGAUCGACGAACUCCUAGCUGUCAUGGAGGGCGGGUUGAAGUCUGCUGACCCGAGAAACUGCACCAGUUACACAGGCUGGGCAGGCAUUGCACUCCUCUACCUGCACCUCCACCGCCUUUUCAAGCAGGAGGUGUUCCUCCAGAAGGCUCUACAACACGUCAGCCGCAGUUUGAAGUGCCUGACCCGCCGUGAUGUCACCUUCCUUUGUGGCGAUGCAGGACCGCUGGCUGUUGCCGCUGUGGUGUACCACCGGCUGCAGAGGCAAGGGGAGGCCGACGAGUGCAUCACCCGUCUGCUGCAGUAUCACCCGGCUGUUGUGAAGGGUUCGGGUGGGUUGCCCAACGAACUGCUCUACGGUCGAGUUGGUUACCUCUAUGCUCUCGUCUUUAUCAACCAGCAGCUCGGGACCAACAGAAUCCCACUGCAGCACAUCCAGCAGAUCAGUGAAGCCAUCUUGGCUUCGGGUGAGCACCUGAGUAGGAAGUUUCGUGUCCAGAAUCAGAGCCCCCUCAUGUAUGAGUGGUACCAGGAGCAGUAUGUCGGUGCAGCCCAUGGACUGGCCGGCAUCUACUACUUUCUCAUGCAGCCAGGAUUUGUUGCAGCUGAGGAGAACGUUCACAGACUGGUCAAGCCCAGCGUUGACUACAUUUGCAGUCUUAAGUUCCCCUCAGGAAACUACCCUCCCUGCAUCGGGGAUGAUCGCGACCUGCUGGUGCACUGGUGCCACGGCUCCCCGGGCGUCAUUUAUAUGCUCCUGCAGGCGAACGCUGUAUUUGGUGGUUCUCAUUACCUGGAGGAUGCUCUGCUGUGUGGUGAGGUUGUGUGGCGGUGGGGCUUGCUCAAGAAAGGCUACGGGUUGUGUCAUGGCGCAGCAGGCAAUGCUUACACCUUCUUGGCUCUGUAUCGUCAAACACGGGACCUCAAGCACCUUUACAGAGCCUGCAUGUUUGCAGAUUGGUGCAUCAACUAUGGCUCACAUGGCUGCAGGACACCAGACACGCCCUUCUCACUUUUUGAAGGCAUGGCAGGUACCAUCUACUUUUUGGCCGACCUCCUGCAGCCAACACAAGCACGCUUUCCAGCCUUCGAGGUGUGAGGCGCCCCAACCACAAGCCCAUAGGUAGAUGUCCCGCUGUGACCCGACAAGACUGGAUAUGCCAUUUCCACAUUCUUCCUGCUAUUCUUCACACUCAUUCAUUGUCAAAUUCAUGUCAGCUUCUGUUAAAGGGAUUGAUGCAGCGGAUUCCUCCAGCAUUCAAGCGACCGCUUCAACAAUUAAUUGAUGAUCUAAUUAAUCGACAACUGUUUUGGUAUUGGAUUGUUUUGGUUUUUUUAUUUUAAAAUGUAAACAUUUUUUUAUUUCCUUCUUCAUCCAUGAAAGCAGACCUAUUAUCUUUGUAUUUUAGGCAAAACAAGAUAUUCACACACAUCAGCUUUGACUUUUCCAAUAGCAACAUGGUCCAAAGAACCAGGAAGAGCAGCUAAAGAGAAGAAAGCCUUUACAACACACUAUGGACAUGUACAGUGGUGUGAAAAAGUGUUUGCCCCAUUCAUGAUUUUUUUUUUGUUUAUCACACUUAAAUGUUUCAGAUCAUCAACAAAUGUAAAUAUUAGUCAAUGACAACACAACUCAACACAAAAUGCAGUUUUUAAAUGAAACUGUUUAUUACUAACAGAGAAACAAAAUCCAAACCUACAUGGCCCUGUGUGAAAAAGUGAUUGGAAAAGCUUAGAAAGCUAUUUCUAAAGCUUUGGGACUCCACUGCUGAACAAAAACAACAUUAAGGCUCGUCUAAAUUUGGCCAGAAACUUUUUGGAAGGUGUGUGUCCCAUUACAUCUGGCAUAGCUUUCAGAAAAAGAACAUCAUAGCAACAGUAAAAUAUGGUGGUGGUAGUGUGAUGGUCUGAGGCUUUUUUGCUGCUUGAAUUCUGCUGAAGGAGUCCGGCCAUCUGUUGGUGACCUCAAGCUGAAAGCAACUUGGGUUCUGCAGCAGAACAAUGAUCCAAAACACACCAGCAAGUCCACCUCUGAAUGGAUAAAGACUUUGGAGUGGUCUAGUCCAAGUCCUGACCUGAAUCCUAUUGAGAUGCUGUGGCAUGACCUUAAAAAGGAAAAGCCUCCAAUGUGGCUGAAUGACAACAAUUGUGCAAAAUUCCUCCCCAGUGCUGUAAGAGACUCAUUGCAAGUUAUCACACGCUUGAUUGCAGUUGUUGCUACUAAGGGGGGCCAACCACUUAUUAGCUUUAGGGGGCCAUCACUUUUUCACACAGGACAUGUAGCUUUGGAUGUUUUUCCUCCCUUAAUAAUAACAAGUUUAAUUUAAAAAGUGCAUAAAGUGUUGAGUUGUGUUGUCAUUGACGAAUAUUUACAUUUGUUUGAUGAUCUGAAACAUUUAAGUGUGACAAACAUGCAAAAAGAUAAGAAAUUAAGAGGGGGGGCAAACACUAUGUACCACAAGCCGUGAGUUGCCAGCCAUACUCCAGUUAUUUUGUCCUUGCCAAACGAAAAUUUCCGACAAUUUUCAUUUGCGGUUGAAAAAUAUAUAUAUAUAUAUUUUUUCAAUCUGUUCUUUUAAACUACUAUAUGCUAGCCCUUGGUGGUGGUCUUAUAUUAAAUGCCAUUUGGAGCGCGUUGCAUACAAUCCCUUGAACUGGAAACACAAUUUCAAGAUUUGUAAAAAAAGUUUUGCAUGUAGGAGUGAGGAGCGAGUUGAAGUCGUCUGCUAAUUUUGCCGUAUUGGAUCGCUUGCACUGUCUGAGCAAUAAAUUGUGCUUUUUCACGCAACUCUUGUCGUUGUUAUCGUGCAGCAGCACAGAAUCACCGCAAGGUGGAAGCAGUGGUCACCACCCCCCAUGAGAGGAAUUCAUCUGUAAUAUUCCCAUUAUGCUCAAUGGAUCAUUUCUAAAUAACAUGGUUUAUCGUAAUAACUGCACGCGUCUCUUAGCUCACAAUUACAUCCGAGCAAGUGGGUCAGGUCUUGUGUGUCGCUUCCUCAGCGUGACAUUUGGCUCGACUGCUCUCCUUUCCAAAUAAGGCUCACAAUUUAGACGCCCCAACACCACGCAACGACACAAUGCCACCGCUCUUUUUUUAAGCCUUGGGCCUUCUCUGUCACCGGCGGGUGGCAGGAGGGUUGGUGGACACGCAGGGGGGGAGGUGGAGAGUUAGCUCCCUAACCUCCUCGCCACCCCCACCUCUCCACAUCUCCGAAACCAAACACCUCAGACAGGAAUGAUUAAAAAUAGAUCUGUGCCGGGGCGUGUUCACCGUGUUCGCCCUUUCCUACAAACACCCUUAUCCUCGGCAUCUUACUGUGCAUCGCUUUUAUCAUUUGUUUGUCACCUUUGAUGCCAAUCCCAGCUCAGUAUGGACCAUUAAAAAGCCAGUAUCCCCCUCGAUGGUGGACGCUUGGAGUGGUAACUACGCUGCCCAGAGGACUCAGUACCAUGGAGAGCGCUGAAGAUGAUGACGAUGGGAGCUGCCACGCGCGUGCCGUUUUAUUGAAUUAUUCUGUCGUCCAGUCGGACGUGUGUCACUUGCAUACUUUCUAAGCAUGCCAAAGUUUAGUCCAAAACAUAUCCUGCUGUUAUUUCACCAUUAAAAAAACGUAAAUUAUCUCAGAGGCCUUCCAAAGCGAGGCCCGGUUUGAAUGUAUUUUCACCAUCAGUCCGGCAAACCCCCCUAAAAUACUUUUGUAGUUUAAAGAAUCUUGAAACUCAACGUCUUGAUUCCAAAAAUAGCC